AUGACUGCGAGGGAGCCUUCAGAUGGCAGUCUGCCGUCCCUCUGGAAUAGCGCCUGCAAGGACUAUGGUAGAAAAACCGGAAUUUCGUUAACAGAUGAGCGUUUCCCCAAAAUUCAGGGGCCUGAGGAUCUGUCUCGCCAGCUAGAAUAUGAAACGGACAACUUUGAAGAUUUUCGAAUGAAAAGACGGCCCCUUUUACAUGCAAUGCAGACGGUUCUGGCACCAUUUGAAAGCUGGGGUGACCUGAUCGCCGGUGCUGCCGCGGCAGCUUUCCCUCCAGCAUCGUCGAUCAUGGGUGCGAUGCUCCUUCUGGUUCAGGCGGCACGCAGAGUUAGUGACGCAUUCAACGGGAUCCUUGACCUUUUUCAGAAGCUAGGUAAUUUUGCUCUGCGAUUAGACUCAUACAAGGAGGUCACCCUCGGUGAGGGGAUGAAAACAAUGAUCGUGAAAGUGUUGGUUAAUUUCCUGAGAGUUUGUGCGGCGUCACAAAAUCUGUUGAGCCACGGUUCACUCAAGGCGAGACUUUCAAAGUGGGCAAAGAAUAUACUCGUUGAGGAUACAUCAAUUAGCUCCUUGCUAGAGGAGCUAGAGGAGUUGACAAGCCAGGAACAUAUGAUGGUUUCUGCCCAUGCGCUCAAUCUCACCCACCAAACCCUGAGAAAUACCAAGGAAUUGCUCAAUAGAGACGAUGGUAGAAAGGAGCGCGAGAGGCUGGAAAGGGUCAAAGCAGCGUUAGACCCAGUUUCUGCAUCGGGUCAGGUCUUUUCUUCCAUCACCCAGAAUCGCAUACCGGGAUCCGGCAUCUGGAUUGAGGAUAGGCUUCAGUCCUGGUGGCAAGGAUCCCAACCGCUACUCUGGCUUCAUGGUGGCCCUGGGGUGGGAAAAUCGCAUCUGGCAUCGAAAAUCAUCACUGAACUUUCAAAUGAGUCAUUUUUGACCCCUGCGCCUAACAACGAUGUCGACCUACGCUCCCUCAAAAAAGCUCUGCGAACCAUGGCAUGGCAGCUGGCGACGCAGAAAUCCAGCUUUGCGGUGCAUGCCGAUGAGUUCUGCAUGAAGGAAGACCCAGGGAACAACUACUUUGUUUGGGAGAAACUCUUCCUAAACUACUUUACCGAAAGUUCAUCGGCUAUCACAACAUGCUUGGUGAUUGAUGGUAUUGACGAGGCUGAGGUGGAGGAACAGGAAGUCCUUUUCAGUUUGCUGGAAAAAGCCUUCUCAGCGGCAGAGGAUAUGAGCCUCGGCCUUUCCGUACGAAUCGUGCUCAUUAGUAGGGAUUCGGUGCGCGCCAUGCUUGAAGAGCAUUCGUUGGACUCGAUUCCGGACCUUGAAGUGGGUAAUAACCAGAAUAAGGAAGACCUCCACCAAUACGUCUCUCAGAAACUACAGAAGACAAAAUUGUUCCGUGGACAUCCUGAAUCCCUUGAAGAAACUAUUAAUGAUAUCAGUCAGGAAGCUGAGGGCAUGUGGGAAUGGGCCAACCUUGUCAUCAAAGCUGUUUUGCGGUGUCGGACUAAAGAGCAGAUCCGAAAGGUGGUCAGGACAAUGCCGCGAGGGAUUAGCGCAAUGCUUCAUGAAGAACUACAACGUCUAAGUAAAGAACUGUCCGGGUGGGAAGAAUCAUCGGGUGAUGAGGUAUCAGAGGGGGAAGGACCUGCCUCACAGAUCGAGCAGUUGAAGAUCUUGCUCUCCUUUGUUACAUUCGCGGAAAAACCACUGACUGUGCGUCAGCUUGAUAUUAUUCUCGAGCUCGUCCUGAAAGAGGAGUUCAUGAGUCUUGAAGACGAUAUUCGCACGAUUUACUCCUCUUUAUUUUAUAUCAGAGCCAACGAUAAUCAAGACGACUUUGGUGAUGGCGGCGACGUUGUAACACUUCGGCAUAGCUCCUUUUAUGACUUUUUCAGAAUGUAUACGGAGCCCGGACCAAUCUCUGUCAACAUUGAUAAAGCGGACACGAAGUUCCUAUAUGUUUUUCUUUACGCCCUAACAGAGGACUACACCCCCUGGUCCGAGAGGUUGAUAGGAGACCUCCGGGGAUAUGCCGAGAAAUUCCUGCCGUCAUAUCUCACUCGUGCAAAUCCCGAAAAGGCAGGAAAUCUGCGAGAAGUCAUUUCCACUUUGCUUGCAGAUCUUUUCAGCCAUGGGCAAGAUACGAAGGUAUUCAUUGAAGAAGUAAGUAUGAGGUGGUUCCCAUCAUAUUCGUUCUACCCAACGUGCAGGGUAUUAGAGCUCGGUUCCUACUGGCUGGACGCUCAAGAUCAGGAUAUUGCAAAUCAGAGGGCUGAAGUCGUACUCCAUUGGUUUCUUCCAAGCCAAAAACAGAGCUUCAUGGAUCAUGCCAGAGCAUCAGCAGUGGGAAGUGACGCAUGUCCCUUCACUGUCCUCCUAUCACAAAUGGUAGCGUCCUGGAGCCAACGCUGGCUAGAACCAGAAGAAAUAGCGGAAGAUGAUGGAUUACCUGGCAUCGCCCCCAUCAUUUGGUCACUGUACAAUUCGAUGGCAAAUGGAGUAAAGGAUUCUGAUGCGGACGGUCUAACACCAAAGAUAUCAGACCUAAUCUGGGGCCACGGAGAGCCUGCCAGCGUCCUGAUUCCUGCCCAGUUGCAAAGGCUUCAGCAGACACCUAUGUGGCAUGCGCGAGUUGCUCAGGCGCUACUUCUGAAAUUUUGCUAUGCGCAAGCGCUUGAGCAUUUUCAAAUUUCGCUAGCCAAAAGCCAUGGAACUUCAAUAUUCAGUACACAGUCCAUGUCUGUCAUCCACAGAAACAUGGCUCGUGCAUUUAGUGAAGUCGCAAUGCACAAGGAGGCAUUGGAGCAUCUUGAAUUAUCGGAGUCCCUGCGGAGCACCUCAGAGGAGAAUAACAACCCCCACGAUGCUGAUUCUGUUCAGGCCUUGCUCAAUAAGGCGCAAAUGAAGCAUUUGGCAAAAAUGACAGAUGAUGCAAUUGCAACCGCAGAGGAGGCUUGGAAUCUGGUACUGCAAAUCAGACUCGUGCACAGCGAUAUGGAAUUGCUUCCCUUCUUCUCCAUCUUCCUGGAACUGAACCAACCGCACCGUCUGCGGUCUAUGCUUGACCUUGCUUUCACCCCUUUUGAGAAGACAGCGAACAGUAGAAGCAGAGCUCUGAAUUUUGAGUGCUUCGUCCUCCACUCUUACUUGCUCCAAUCGCGCUCGAUGUAUAGGGUCCUUCAUCAUGCCCUAACUCACCGUGAUCAGGAUUAUCUUGAUCUUAUCGCGGGAGCCGUGAGGAAAGUCGACAAUGAAUUGGAUAGCCCCGUAGAAUUCAAAUACGUCUUCGCGACGCUGUUAUUUGAAAAAGGGCAAAGAGAUGCAGGGUUACAGGGUUGGUAUGAGGUUGCAUCUCUCUCUCCAGUCUCCUUCGAUAAGUGGUCCAAGCCCUCUCACAUGCGGUCAAUAAGCAACCUCGUUGCCUUAUGUCUGGACGAUGCCGAUAUCCCUUUCUGGGGACGGCCUCCAUUAGCUCUGAACGAAAAUAGUGAAUUGGGUGACGUCUGUCUGGUCCUCUCGAGCUGGCUCCGCGAUCAUCGGGAUAUCACAAAUGCUAGAGAUGCUCUCCGCUGGUGUGUCAAAGAGUGUAUCUUGCUGCUCUCAAAAGAUGAUCCUGCAGAUAAGAUCGAUGCCUUGGUGGGACUUUUCAGGGUAUUCCUUGUCAAUACAGAUAGCGAUGAAGACCUUGGGGCAGUCUUAUACUUGAUCAAGCAAGAUAUAGAGUCCCGAACGAACGUCCCUCGUAACAUGACAGGUACUACCAAAUUUUUGGAUGAUGAUGUGCAGCUUGACAUCUCCAGCACAUUUCAAAAUGUGCAAUUGAUAGAUGAGGAGGAAAAACGUUUGGAUGGUGACACUGAUGAUUAUAUGGACGAUGACAUAUACGCUAAAGUCGUGUGCGACCAUUGCACCGGGUGCUCUAGCUGCAAGCGAGAAAUUGGGUCUAUUCACCACUGGUAUUUCUGCUGCUCUUGUGCGUUCUCGGCGCUUUGUUGGCGAUGUUACCGCCAGGUUGAAUCUGGAGAUUUAUCCAGAAUUUCAGGUAUCUGCAAUCCUGAGCACAAAUUCUAUUAUACCGGCCCGCUUCUUCGGCCCUCUGAGCGCGUGCCUGAAGGGAUGGUGCCCUUGAUUUCUUCCGAUGGCAAGCAACAGAUCAUCUGGAUAGAAGACUGGAAGGAUAGACUUGCAAAGAAAUGGGAGACCGCGGAUUUCACAUUUACGGACGGGCUGUCAGCUUGGUGUAUGCGUGUCCUCCCAGAACCGCAGAGAGCUCGGUGGGCUUUAUUCUUCCAGACAUGA
Messenger RNA from Penicillium vulpinum, 4308 nucleotides. RefSeq names its product NACHT domain protein. The transcript is spliced from 2 exons. NCBI's taxonomy places the organism in Eukaryota, Fungi, Ascomycota, Eurotiomycetes, Eurotiales, Aspergillaceae. Gene Ontology annotation, molecular function: protein binding. Bases 1 to 4308 code for a protein of 1435 amino acids. The record is from RefSeq and is a predicted model, not a curated record.